GUUCGACUAUGAUUUUCAUUUAUUCCAAAAGUUGCAAGGCCUCCCUGGUGCUUUCUCUCUCUCUCUCUCUCUCUGCAUACGACCUUGUCAGAACGUUGAAAAGCAAGGAUGUUAGUUUGAAGACUAAGACGUGCCUGACUCAACCCACGGUGGUUUUCCAUGGCCGCCUUUGCACCUGAACGUUGGGCACUGAAUAAGGAAGAGCAAAGAACUGAUGAUGCAUUUGAACUAUGGUGCAGGCAGGGAAUAUUGGAAGUCUGGACCGCCAAAAGAGGACACAGGCUGACUUGGAAGAAGUACAACCAGAAUGCUGCUUAGAGGCAACCAUGGUGAGAGUUGGCCUUAGGUAUUUGUCAGGAGAGCCCAGUCCCUGGAGAAGGACAGCGUGCUUGAUGACGUAGCAGGGCAGUGAGAAAGAGGACGGCUCUCAACAAGAUGGGCUGCCACAGCGGCUCAAACAGAGUCCUCACGAGGAUGCCACAGGACCAGGUGUUAUUUCUGUCUGUCGUCCGCAGGGGGUCGCUCUGAGUCACAGCCCAUUUGAUGGCGGCGCCAGCUGCAUGGCCCUUGACCCAAGAUUGUGGGCGUCUGCUUUAGGGAGCCACUCUGAGUCAUUCCCGCGCCCCGAGGGGGCGGUUUUGCCGACAUUGGGAAGCACUGCUAUCGCCGCAUCCCCUCCAUUUCAGAGAGAGACGUGAACAGUUCUGGGCAUCAGUUGGGAGCCACGGUUCUGGUCAGGACCGUCUGAGCCACUCCCCUGACGUCCACAUGACUUGGAGCCAGCACGGGGCGUGGGCAGUGUGCCCAGGCUGUGGGUCAUGGUCAGAGGGCCUGCCCGUCGUACUGUAGCACCUCCUUCCUGUGGCACUCCAGGGAUGCCCCAGUCCCGGCUCACGGGACGAGGAAUCGGCUACGAAAGCUCUGGUCAAUCCUGAAAUAAAACAGAAACUGUGCCGACAGUGAGGUUAGGCUCCCUGAAAACCCACUGCUGCAGAGUAGAUUUCUGACUCAGCACCCGAAUGGGACAGAGUGGCCCUGCUCCACAGGGUGCCCAGGACUGCGAGCCUUUACGGGCACAGGCAGCCCCAUCGCUGUCCCUCAGAGCGCCUGGUGUAUUUGAACUGCUUAAUCCGUGUGCCACCAGCUAUCUUACCCAUGCCACAGCACACUAAGAAUGUUGACUGCCGAUCCGUAUUUAGAGGCUGAUUCGCUAGGAUCAGGCAGGACCAGCUUGGAAACGCAUACUCGGUCCUCAAUGGAUGGAGCGUGAUUGGACACAAAGGCCCAGACAGCAAGAGAAGGCUGCUAGCUGGCUAGCUCAAUAGCCCAGCACGGAAGCCUCUGGCAAGGCCGACACACGUGUACCCCUCAGGUAUUAAAAGUUAAAAAAAAACAGGCAUGUCUUCAUCUACCAAAGACCAAGGGAAGUGGGUGGCAGGGGCCUCCUCAUGCACUGGGCACAGGGCAGCUCUCUGAAGGCACCUAACGAUUGUCAUGCUGGGAUAAUUAGUGAGAUGAUUUUAAACUCGCUCACCUGUCCACCAAACUCACCACCAUCGAGUUGAUGCCGACUCAUAGCGACCCUAUAGGACAGGGUGAGUUUCCGAUACUGUAACGCUUUACAGGGAAAGAAAGCCUCCCGUUUCUCCUAAGCAGCGACCGGUGGUUUCAAACUGCUGACUUUCAGGUGUGGCGAGCAGCCCAACGCCUACCCACUACACCACCACUCACCUGAGCGCCCGGGGCUCAGCAGAGCAGCCUCUCCAAGAGGAGUCAGGUGGCAUUUCUCAUCUUGUCCCGCUAAGAUUUAUUUUCAUCCUCGGUCUUAAAAAGGAUCUUUGUGUAAUUCUCUUAAAUUAACCACUGGUUAGCUCAUUUUACCUAAAAUGGGUGCGCCUUCCCCUUGAGGAACGAAUCAGGAGAAUCAAUUAGACAGCGAUGUGAAAAUGUCAGACAUGUUGAAAAAGUGUCUACAAAGGGGGCUUCAAUAAGUUCGUGGGAAAACAGUAUUCUUCCACAGGUUGUUUUGAAGCCCCUCCAUAUGGAAAGAGGGUAGGGGGUUGGGGGGACCAUCAAGAUAGAAUCUCUUAAGAUCUGGGAGCCUUUGACCUCUUGUAUAAAAGGCGAGUAGCUGCCUCAUUGUUACAGAGUUCGGGUAGAUCAUGAAUUUUCAAAUUCAUGUCUGCGGUGUGAUGCGUGGGUGGGUAUUAACCAUGAGUAAAAUAUUAAGAAGAUAUAUUUAACGUGCAGCCCCGCGUCGUUUUCUGCUUGGUACUGCCAAUCAUGGCGUAGUGAUCCGCUAACCACAAGGUGAGUGGUUUGAACCCACCAGCCCCUGCAAGGGAGAAAGAAUGGAGUCUGCCCUCUCCCGCAAGGAUGGACAGCCUGGAAAACCCGCAAGGGGCAGUUCUACUGCAUACUACAGGGUCGCGGUGAGUCAGAAUCGCCUCCCUGGCUGUGCGAAUGCCCCCUCCAUCCUUGGCGGUUACAGCUCAAGUCUGAAUGUUUGUGCUCCAAAGGCCACACGCUUUAUAUCAAAGCUCCCUCUCAUUUCCUUCCAGGUGGGUGGCGCUGCAGCCGAAUCCCAGGGUGCCGGGCACAGCCCCGGGACACCAAGCAUACGGUGGGUGCUCCUGAUGCGGCCCCAACGCUGCGGGCUGUCUGCUGUCAGGCAGAUGUUAACUCCAAAACCUAGACCUACCCUCGUGGGUGUCCACACAGCCGCACGCGGGCCCAAGGGAGAAAACCAGGCAAUGGUGGAGAAGCUCUCGAAGCUUUCCGUUGACGUGAGGAAAAUCCGCAGGCUCAAGGGAUGGGUCCUUGCGGAGGAGGCCACCUUCGUGGAAGAGAUCGUAAGGAUCUUACGAGAGCUCGGGGCCGACGCGGCUGCCAUCGCCAGCAUCCUGGAGCGCUGCCCGGAAGCGCUGGUCCUUAGCCCGACCGCCGUCAACACCCAGAAGGAACUCUGGCAGUCGGUCUGCAAAAGCGAAGGCGAGCUGGCUCGGUUAAUCGAGCAGUUUCCAGAAUCUUUCUUCACAGUCCAAGACCAGGAGAACCGGAAGCAGAAUGUGCAGUUCUUCCAAGAGCUGGGGCUCAAGAAUGUCAUCAUCAGCAGGUUGCUCCCCACGGCCCCCAGCGUGUUUCAGCAUCCCGUGGAGAACAAUAAGCAGGUGAUAAGCGUGCUCCAAGAGUGCUAUCGUAGUCUAGGGGGCUCCGAGGCCAACCUGAAGGUGUGGCUUCUGAAACUGUUGAGUCAGGACCCCUUUGUGCUGUUGACUCCCCCUGCCUCCGUGAAGGCCAUGCUGGACAGUCUCCAGCAGCAGGGCUUCACCGCCCUGGAAAUCCUCCAACUUCUGUCCAAGCUCAAAGGAUUCCUUUUCCAGCUCUGUCCAAGCAGCAUCCAGAACAGGAUUUCCUUCUCCAGAAAUGCCUUCCAGUGCACCGAUCAUGACCUGAGGGGGUUAGUGGUGAAAUGCCCCGCCCUGCUGUAUUACCCGGUUCCUGUUUUGGAAGAAAGGAUCCAGGGGCUGUUGAAAGAAGGGGUUUCCAUCCCUCAGAUAAGAGAGGUGCCCACGGUGCUGGAAUUGACCCCGCAGAUCAUCCAGUACAGGAUAAGGAAGCUUCAUUCUUUUGGCUACAGGAUAAAGGAUGGGCACCUGGCAACCCUAAGCGGGACCAAAAAGGAGUUUGAGGCGAACUUGGGUAAAAUCCAAAGUGCCAGCCAGCCAGCCUGGUGGAAGGCAAAUGAGUUUGGCAUGGCAGGUCCAUCUAAGGAGGAUCUAGCUCCUGGGAAGUGCCCUGAGGACUCUUGGGGGUUUUGUCCUACUGCCUGCCGCCUCAAUGAGCCUCUUACUGAAACCCCUGUGGACACUGUCAACGCUUUUAAAAACCAGUACAGUCUCAUCUGUCUAUGGGUUCACAUCGCCCGUGUGGUUGACCAGCAAGCGUCGGCCUUGCCCUCAGAAGGGACUUGCUCCGAGGUUUCGGGCCGGCUGUUGACUGACGGGCCACAGCAGGACAGGCACUCCUGCCCCUGUGGGAUGCUGGCAAAUAUCCGUUCUUGA
Echinops telfairi (small Madagascar hedgehog) is the source of this 4064-nucleotide messenger RNA. RefSeq names its product mitochondrial transcription termination factor 2 (gene MTERF2). Gene Ontology annotation, cellular component: mitochondrial matrix. Gene Ontology annotation, biological process: regulation of DNA-templated transcription; termination of mitochondrial transcription. Lineage: Eukaryota; Metazoa; Chordata; Mammalia; Afrosoricida; Tenrecidae. Gene Ontology annotation, molecular function: double-stranded DNA binding. Bases 2352 to 4064 code for a protein of 570 amino acids. The transcript has 3 exons. The record is from RefSeq and is a predicted model, not a curated record.